Molecule: messenger RNA, 1062 nt
Organism: Fibroporia radiculosa
Lineage: Eukaryota; Fungi; Basidiomycota; Agaricomycetes; Polyporales; Fibroporiaceae
Exons: 4
Coding region: 1-1062 (353 amino acids)
Biological process (GO): mRNA splicing, via spliceosome
Cellular component (GO): post-mRNA release spliceosomal complex; U2-type spliceosomal complex
Source: RefSeq, a predicted model, not a curated record
AUGUUACAUAAUCAAGCCUUGCAAGGCUUCGCCUCCCUGGGCGAAGCAGCACUGAAGCUUGCUCUGCUGUGCGUCCAAGCAUGCAAGGCCCGUGGUUUGCUCUCAUCCUCAUCUGCAUCCUCUGAUAUCUGCGCAGGCUUCAACAAGUACUACCCACCUGACUACGAUGGCACUAAACAUGGCAGCCUCAAUACAUACAGAGGCAAACACGCCCUCGGCGACCGUGCGCGCAAGAUAGACCAGGGCAUUCUCAUUGUUCGUUUCGAGCUUCCUUUCAAUAUCUGGUGCGGGACAUGCAACAACCACAUUGGCAUGGGUGUGCGCUACAACGCCGAGAAGAAGAAGAUUGGAAAUUACUAUUCCACACCUAUCUAUUCGUUUCGAUGCAAGUGCCACCUCUGUGAUGGCUGGUUCGAGAUCGAGACCGACCCUAAGAACACCCGCUACAUCGUCACCUCUGGUGCGCGCCAGAAAGACGAAGAAUGGGAUCCAGAAGAGAAUGGCGGCUUCGCAGUCCAUGACACUGACCCGAACGCGGGGCCCGUCGACCCGCUCGCAGCGCUGGAAAAGUCGACCGCGGCAGAGACGUACAUGACGCAGGUCCAGGUCCCUCGGCUCGAAGCGCUACAGUCGCUCGCGGACCACUACAGCACGGACCCGUACAGUCUCUCGCGGAAGGUGCGCAAGCGGUUCCGCGAGGAGAAGAAGAUCGAGAAGGCUCAGGAAGAACAAGACAAGCAGUUGAAAAGCGCGUACGGGUUGCCAGAAGAGCUGCCACUCAGCGCGGAGAGUGAGGAGACGCGCGCAGAUGCGAAGCAGAAGUGGAGGGAGGAGCGGGAGGCGUUGUGGAUGCGCGAAGCGAAACGGAGGCGAAUCGAGGCCGUGCCAAUAUCGGGCCUGGCAGCGAUUACGAGGAGAAAGGAGGGGUCUGCAAGAAACGGGACGGAUGCGGUGUCGAGUCUGCGGGCGAAGAUUCUGGAGAACACGAGAAGGACAAGCACGGCAGGGGACUCGAGUCGUCUGAAGCCCCCCGACGUGAGGGGCAGUAUUUUUCGUCGGUGA